AUGGGCGCCGGGCGUCCUGGGCCGGGUGGACGGAGGCGCCGGCCCCGAGGAUGGCCGGGCGCUGGCGGCGGGGGCCCCGUGGCGCGGCGCACCCUGCUCGGGCUCUGCGUGCACGCGUGGCUGUGGGCGUCCUCGGGCGCCGCCGCCCAGGUCUUCAACCUGAGCCUGUCGGUGGACGAGGGGCUGCCGCCCGGCACGCCGGUGGGGGACCUCCGCGCGGCGCUGGACGCGGCGCAGCCGCCGGGGGCCGCCGGCUUCCUGCUGUCGGAGGACGCGGAGGACUCCCCGCUGCUGGACGACUUCCACGUGCACCCGGACACCGGCGUGAUCCGCACGGCGCGGCGCCUGGACCGGGAGCGGCGCGACCGCUACCGCUUCGUGGCCGCCACGCUGCUGGGCGCCGUGGUGCAGGUGGAGAUCCGCGUCCACGACGUGAACGACCACGCGCCGCGCUUCCCGCGCGACUCCCUGCGGCUCGACGUGUCCGAGCUCAGCCCGCCCGGCACCGCCUUCCGCCUGCCGGGCGCCCACGACCCCGACGCCGGGCUGUUCGGCACGCAGGGCUACAGCUUGGUUCCACCUCCGGAUGCGCCCGCGGACCCCGAGGGGCCGCUCUUCCAGCUGCGCUACGGGGCCCCGGCGUCCGCCUCGUCGGCGUCGUCGUCGCCGCCCCUGGAGCCGCUGGACUUGGUGCUCCUGCGGCGUCUGGACCGGGAGACCCGGGCGGUGCACGAGCUGCAGAUCGAGGCGUGGGACGGCGGCAGCCCGCGGCGCCGGGGCCGGCUGCGCGUGGAGCUGCGCGUGCUGGACGAGAACGACAACGCGCCCGCGUUCCAGCAGGCCGAGUACCGCGCCGCGGUGCGCGAGGACGCCCCGCCGGGCGCCGAGGUGUGCCGCGUGCGCGCCACCGACCGCGACCUGGGGCGCAACGGGCGCGUGCGCUACCGCCUCCGCGCGCGCCCGGGGCCCCCCGCGCCCGACGACGCCGCCGACGCCGCCGCCCCCUUCACCGUGGACGAGCUGAGCGGCGCGGUGCGGGUGCGGAGGCCGCUGGAUCGCGAGGCGCAGGCCUGGCACCAGCUGCUGGUCGAGGCCCGCGACGGGGGCGCCGAGCCCGAGGUCGCCACGGCGCGCGUGUCCAUCGCCGUGCUGGACGUGAAUGACAACCGGCCGGCCAUCCACCUGCUCUUCCUCACCGAGGGCGCCGCGGCCCGCGUCUCCGAGGGAGCCCGGCCCGGUGACUACGUGGCUCGCGUGUCGGUGUCGGACGCGGACGGCGACCCCGACGGGGGAGGGGAGGCGGCGUCCCCGGAGCCCGGCCCAGCAGGCCUCGGGGGCGGCGGCGUGUCGCUGUCCCUGGAGGGCGGGGAGGGCGCCUUCGCGCUGCGCCCCGGGGGCGCCCCGGGCGUCUUCUUCCUGUGCGUGGCGGGGCCCCUGGACCGGGAGAGCCGGGAUCUGUACGAGUUGCGCCUGCGGGCCACGGACGCGGGGGCCCCGCCGCUGAGCACCGAGGAGACCCUGCUGCUCCGGGUCGCCGACCUCAACGACCAGCCGCCGGUCUUCAGCCAGGAGCUCUACCGGGCCUCGGUAUCCGAGGCCGCGGCCCCGGGCACCACGGUGCUGUGGGUCGGCGCCUCGGACGCCGACGAGCCGGGCACGGAGCACGCCCGGCUGCGCUACGCGCUCGCGCCGCCGCCACCCGCGGCCGAGAGCGGCGCCCCGGCCUUCGCCGUCCAUCCCGAGAGCGGCGCCGUCAGCACCGUCCGCGCCCUGGACCGCGAGGCCCAGGCGGAGGUGGAGCUGAGGGUGGUGGCCCGGGACCUCGGGGACCCCCCGCUCUCCGCCACCUGCCGGGUGCGCAUCACCGUGGAGGACGUGAACGACAACGAGCCCGUGUUCCCGAGACAGGUGUACAACGCCUCCCUCCCAGAGCACACCCCCGCGGGACACUGCUUCCUGCAGGUCAGAGCAUCGGAUGCAGAUGCAGGGCUGUACGGUCUCGUGGAGUAUUCGCUUUACGACGGCUUCCAAAGUGCCCAGGCCCCUCCAGCAUUCCGGAUCGACCCACACGACGGGCGAAUCUGUGUGUCUGAAGACAUGGACAGGGAACAGGGGCCGGACACCUUCGAUCUGCUGGUGAAAGCGAAGGAUGGGGGUGGGCUGAGUGCCCGAGCUUUCGUCCGGGUGGAACUGGAGGACGUGAAUGACCACCGUCCUGUGUUUAUCCCUCCCACCUACGCGGCGACCGUCAGCAGGGAGGCCCAGCCGGGCACCGAGGUCAUCACCGUCCGGGCUGAGGACCAGGACUCCGGGGCGUACGGAACGGUGGCUUAUGAGCUCCUGCCGGGGGACCUGUCGCAGCUUUUCACCAUUGACUCCGCCACAGGAAUUAUUUCCUUGACAUCCACAAUCAAUCAUUUGGAACCCACUACGCUUUUCUUGACGGUCUGCGCUCGAGACGGUGGUGGGCUCACGGCUGCUGCUAAUGCCGAAGUCACUGUGCGUGUUCUCCACAACACACUGGCUCCUGCCGAAUUUGAAAGACCUAAAUAUGCGUUCUCAGUGUACGAAGAUGUGCCUGAAGACAGUCCUGUGGGGACCGUGAGGGCAAGGGAGUCCUUGAAUUCUUCGGAACCAAUCUUUUACCAAAUUUCCUCUGGUGAUCUGGAUGGGAAGUUUUCCAUUCACCCGUGGCUGGGCACCCUCCGCACACAGAAGCCUCUGGAUCAUGAAUCACAGCCCGUGGUGGUCCUCACCAUCCAGGCCCGGCUCAGUGGCUCCCCGGCCUACAGCAGCACCCAAGUCAGUGUCACGGUCAUGGACAUCAAUGACAAUCCCCCCGAGUUCCCCACGGCCUCGGAUGAGAUUAGGAUACCCCAGAACACACCUCCUGGCACGGCCUUGUAUCUUGCACGUGCUCAAGACAGAGACAGUGGCCCAAACGGACUCAUCUGGUACACCAUUGCAAGUCCAAGCCCAAGCAUCUUCACCAUUGACCCCAGGCUUGGGGUGGUAUUUCUCCAUGGGAAUCUGGGGGGCCACAUGCCACAGACACACACACUGAUCCUUUUGGCUGAGGACCAUGGGGAUCCUGCUCGAUCAGCUCGGAUGGUCCUGACAGUAGCUGUUGAAAAACAAGAACCAAGACCAGCCCUGACCUUCGAAAAUCUGGUCUACCGAGUGGAAGUUUGUGAGUCUCUGUCGGUGGCAGCACAGAUACUGCAAAUCCAGGCCUGGCCUCUGGCCCCUCUGGGCCCCCUACGCCCACAUUUGCAGGUGAUCUAUUCUCUGGAAGCCAGUGUGGACUCUGCUGCAUUUGGGAUCCACCCUUAUACAGGCUGGAUCUAUCUGCGAAGACAACUCGACUAUGAAUCUACACAAGCAUACAGCCUUAGAGCGUUUGCCUGGAUCCCAGAGGACAAAUCGGUUCAAAAUGGGAGCACGUCAGUAACUGUUCAUGUCCUGGAUGAGAAUGACAAUUCCCCUACAUUCUCGCAUGGCCCAUUGUUUCUGAGAGUCCUGGAGAGCCCUCUCCCCCUAGGGGUCAUAGGCCAAAUCACAGCAGUGGACUCCGACUCUGGAAAGAAUGGACAACUGUCAUACUUCCUUUUGUCAGAUGGGAAAUUCUUCAAGAUGAAUACCAACACAGGUGAACUGGUCAGUUGGUCGGCAUUGGAUCGUGAGCAUCAGGGCCACCAUCAGCUGACUGUCCUGGUGACGGACCAUGGCUCCCCACCUCGGAAUGCCACCACAGUGGUUUAUGUCACAGUCACUGACACCAAUGAUAACAGGCCCUUCUUCCCCCAGUGUCUCCCUGGAAACGAAUUGUACAUCAAGGUUCUAGAAGGUCAGCCUGUAAAUACAUUGGUUACGACACUAUUUGCGAAGGACCUUGAUGAAGGAAGUAAUGCGGAAGUGAGCUAUUCUCUUUCUCCAGAAGACUCUUCUGAUCACUUUAAGAUCGAUUGCAACAAUGGUGAAAUAAGAACAAACAUGGUCCUGUCACAUGACUCCAGACCUUCCUACAGGGUGAUCGUCAUCGCUAGCGACCAAGGAGUGCCCCAGCUUCAAGGACACGCAGUUGUUAAUAUUCAGGUGUUACCGUUGCCCAAAGGCAGAGUUUUCGCCUCUCAGAACGUCAGACAUCUGGUGAUCCCGGAGAACUCGGAGCCCAUGCGAAUCCUGAGUCUGCGGCCGUCGGGGCGCCCCGCCGGCGGCGAGCCCCGCUUCAGCCUGGCCGCGGAGGACCGCGACGCGCACUUCGCGCUGGACGGCGCCACGGGGGACCUGUUCCUCGCGCGGGCGCUGGACUACGAGCGCACCUCCCACUACCUCCUGCGGGUGACCGUGCGCGACCCCGGCCCCCGCCCGCCGCGGAGCAGCACGCUCUUCCUCAGCGUCGACGUGGACGACCGCAACGACCACGGGCCGGCCUUCGCGGAGGCGCCGCUCGUGGUGCUGGGCGUGGAGGAGGACGCCCCGGUGGGCACGCUCGUGUGCAACCUCACCGCCCGCGACGGCGACGGCGGCUUCCUCAACAGCAGGCUGCGCUACUCCAUGGAGCCGCACCAGGCCGGGCCCAGCCCCUUCCUCAUCCACCCGGCCCUCGGCUCCCUGGUGACCGCGGCGCCCCUGGACCGCGAGCGCGUCCCGCGCGUCCCCCUCACCGUCACCGCCUCCGACCGGGCCGCCAACCUGACGGACCGCCGCCGGCGCUCGCUCGUGGCGCACGUGCUGAUCCUCGACGUGAACGACCACAGCCCGGCCUUCGUGUCUCCGCCUGUGGCCUGCGUGAGAGAGGACGUGCCCGUGGGCUCCGCCGUGCACCACGUCCGAGCGCACGAUCCCGACCAGGGCAGGAACGGCAGCGUCACCUACAGCAUCCUCUCUGGAGACGGCGGUGGCGAGGCCUUCGUGCUGGAUGCAGCCUCAGGCCUACUGAUCACAGCUCGUCCUUUGGAUUAUGAAACCAGAACUGAGUACCUCCUGACCAUCGAGGCCCGGGAUGGUGGCACGCCAGCUCUGUCCUCUUCCCAGACAGUGACUGUGACUGUCCUUGACGUGAAUGACCAGGCCCCGCUGUUCACGCAGCCGCUGUAUGAAGCUUCCCUUAGAGAAAAUCAGAGUCCAGGAGUGCUGGUCACAAGGGUUGAAGCUGAGGACAGAGAUUCAGGAAUAAAUUCCCAACUUCAGUUUGAAAUCAUGCCAGGCACCUCCUCUGGGUUUUUCGAGAUCAAUCCUGACAGUGGAGAGGUGACCACAGCUAUCAUACUGGACAGAGAAAUUCAGGAAGUUUUCACCCUUCUAGUGCUUGUGCGGGAUAAGGGAACCCCUGAGCUGUCCAGCACCACAACAGUUCUUUGCACUGUUGAAGAUGAAAAUGACCACGCUCCGGAAUUUAUGGUCCCUGACCAUGACAUUGAGGUCCUAGAAAACCAAGAGCCAGCGGUUGUUUAUACUGUGUGGGCCUCUGAUAAGGAUGCUGGCAAUAAUGGAACUGUCAGAUACCACAUCAUCCAUGGGAACAUCAACGGCUCCUUCUCUAUUCAUGAGAUGUCAGGAGAGCUCUCAACCACGCGUGCCCUCGACAGGGAGCAAGGCAGCAGUUUCACCCUGUCCAUCCUCUGCUCUGACUUGGGGCAUCCACCUCGGAGCUCUGUGCUGCAGCUGCAAGUCAGGGUUUUGGACGACAAUGACAACAGCCCCUCCUUCCCUCUGCUGUAUUACCAGUCUUCCGUGAGAGAAGAUGCUCAAGUGGGAACUGUGGUUCUGAUCCUGUCAGCUGUGGACAGGGAUGUGGGCCCCAAUGGGCAGACAGAGUACUUUCUGAUGGACGAGUCUUCCAGCACGUUCACCAUUGAUUCUGCAGCAGGCACCCUGAGAACCAGGCUGACACUGGACCGGGAAACCACAUCUCGCUAUACAUUUCGGGCUGUAGCCAGAGACUGUGGCAUCCUGGGCUCCAGAAGUGCCACAGUAACUGUAGACAUAGCUGUCACCGAUGUUAAUGACAAUGACCCCGUUUUGGAACAGAACCCUUUUGAUAUCUUUCUUUCACCCCAGUUGCCAACAAACCACACGAUUGCUUUUUUGAGAGCCCAUGAUCCAGAUGUGGGGCCCAACGGAACUGUUGCUUUUAGUUUUGCUGAUCCCCAAUCGAUGGUUUCUAUUGACACAUAUACUGGAAAAAUCACACUUCGGCAAAAUCCAUCUUUAGAACACUUUCCUAUCUGGUUACGGUUAAAAGUCAGUGAUCACGGGGCCCCCGCCAGGGCUACCACCGGCCUCGUGGUCAUUCACAUGGAAGGAGAAGCUGUGAAGAUUUCCUUCAGCCAUCCCUUAUAUAAAGCAUUUGUGAUGGAAAAUUGUGAGGCAGGUACUUCUGUUGUGACUGUAGAAGCUUUCGUUCCUGAUUCAAUCCAAGACAGUAUUGAAUAUUCAAUUGUUAGUGGAAAUGAAGAUGGAAUUUUUUCCCUGGGUUCCAAAUCAGGACAUCUCACUGUGAAAGAACCCAGAUCCCUUGAUUUUGAAAUCAGGAGUGAAGUACAACUCAUCCUUUUAGCUGAAAGCAGACAGCAGAGAGCCUACAGCAAAGUAGUUGUCUUGAUACAAGAUGAGAAUGAUAAUUUCCCACAGUUUGGGCAAAGAGUUUACCAAGCAUCAGUGUCUGAAGGCCAGCCCUAUAACACUCAUGUCAUACAGGUGUUGGCUUCUGACCCGGACAGUGGGUUGAAUGGCCGGGUUGAGUAUUCCUUUGUCUCUGGCAAUGAAGAAGAAACUUUCCACAUUGAUGCCACCAGCGGGGUGAUAACCACAAGGGCAGAUCUGGAUUAUGAGUCCAUCAGCUCCUACAGCUUGAUCGUGCAAGCCACAGAUCAAGGCGUGCCCCGGCGUUCUGACACGGCUGUGAUCAGGGUCCAGGUGAUUGACAGAAACGACAAUGCCCCCACUUUGCUCACCUUGGAUGCAGUAGAACUUGCAGAAGAUUCCUUGCCUGGUGUCAUGGUGACUCAGGUUUCAGCUCGUGAUGUGGAUGAGAAUCCAGCUUUCAUCUUCAAGAUCCCCAAGGCGAGCAGUCCUGAAACCAAGUUCGCUAUCCGCCAGGACACGGGAGAAGUGGUGUUGAUUCAGCCACUGGAUUUUGAAGAAGCUACAGAACAUGAGCUGUUGAUCCAGGUUUCUGAUUCAGUGCACCACACACAGGGGUCCCUCCGCAUCCAGGUGUUGGACGUCAAUGACAACCCACCGGUGUUUGCUCAAGAAAUCUACCAGGUGGCAGUUCCUGAAUCUGUACCUCUGGGGCACUCAGUCUUGUCUGUGUCAGCCACAGAUGUAGAAAGCAAUGAGGACAUUUCUUACAGAAUCAUUUCUUCUCCUCAGGAGUUCGCCAUUGAUCCUAUGAACGGCACCAUAUUUACUAUCAGUUCUGUCUUACUUCUGGGUAAGACGUCAACGGUGCGGUUCCUUGUGGAAGCCAGCGAUGGCGGAACUCCUCCCCUGACGGCUCUCACAUUAGUGGAGAUAGACAUAGCAGAUCUGAAUGACCACGCCCCGGAGUUUCCUGUGGGACUCUAUAAUCUUAGCGUGAGUGAAGACACACCCAUUGGAAGCACACUCAUCACAUUUUCAACUACUGAUCAUGAUUGGACGCUUGACAACACCCUUGUUGAGUAUUCCAUCAUCGGUGGUCAAUCACAAAACAUCUUCUGUGUAGAAACUCAUUUCCUUCACUCAGAAUACCCUUUUCAGCAAGUGGGUGCUCUUGUGUUGCUUCAAAGUCUAGACAGAGAAACCAGGGACAGCCACCAGCUUGUCAUUCUUGCGUCUGACCGUGGCUGGCCUCCGUUGAGUUCCACAAUGGUGGUAUCCAUCCAAGUGCUAGAUGUUAAUGACAGUCCCCCAGAAUUCACCAGUCUGGACUACCAUGCCCACGUCAAGGAAAGUACCCCUGUCGGAAGCCACAUCAUUAUGAUCUCAGCGCAUGACAGUGACCUGGGUUCCCACGCAGAAAUCGUCUAUGACAUCAUCUCUGGAGACGAGAAGGGACAUUUCCACUUAGAGGCAAAAACUGGAAUUUUUUAUCUGGCUAAGCCUCUGGAUUAUGAAGAAAUCACCCAGUUUACUCUCACUGUCCGGGCCUCUGAUGAAGAGAGGAAACAGUUUGCUUUUUCGCUUGUGUCGAUCCACGUCUUAGAUGAUAAUGAUCACAUGCCUCGGUUUUUGUCCUCAAGCGUGAAUUGUGUUGUUCCGGAAAAUCAGCCCGUUCCUUUCCCCGUAUGCUCAGUCGAUGCUGUGGAUUUGGAUUCGGGUCCUUAUGGGGAAGUGACCUACUCUCUUCUGUCACCCUGUUUUGUCACCCACGGAAUGCCUGCUGCCCAUGAUCUCUUUGUCAUUGACCCUUUCACAGGUGACAUCCAUGCUAAGCAAAUCCUUGACUAUGAAAGAAUCGAUUCAUACUGCCUCGUGGUUCAAGCCAAAGAUAGAGGCGGCUUGGCCACGUCCGUAACGCUCUGGGUGGAGGUGGAGGGGGUGGAUGAAUUCGAGCGUUUUACUCAAGAUCAGUACUUUUUCAGUCUCCCUGCCAAGAGUGGAGGAAGACAGCCGAUCGGCAGAGUGGAAGCCUUCGAUGCCGACGCAGGCGCCGAUGGGGUAGUCCUCUACUCCCUGCAACCUGCGUCUCCUUUCUUUUCGGUGAACAAAACAAAUGGCAAUAUUUACUGGAUGGGAGCCUCCCCCUUUCUCAACAGUCACGCGGGCAAGGAAGAUACCUUUGAAAUGAAAAUCAUGGCUCAUAGUCCCAAACCAGGCUCCAGGUUCACACUGUGCCGCGUGUUUGUGAAUGGGUCCUUAGCCUCGGAAGGAAACCUGGCCACGGCGUCUGCCCACAGCUUCUCCGUCAGCCUCGCGGUCUCCUCUUUGGUGUUUCUGUUCUUCUUCUGUGCUCUCAUUUUCCUGAUCUUAAGACAUAAGCAAAAAGAAGACGUGCCACGCGGUGACGAGGAGAAGAAGACCUCCUCCAACCUUGAGAGCAGCUUGAGGAUGCCAGAGGAUGCCAGCCUGCGCCAGGCCUUCCGGGAGGGGAAGGAGGGCGGGGACGAGGCGGGGCCUGGGGCCACCGUGCCCGAAUGGUUGGGCUUAAUGAGCAUCCUGCAGCACGACACUGCCCACGCGUACAGACACUCACACUCCAGUGGCCGCUGCUCUGUCGAAGGCGAAACGGCAGAAGACAAGGAAAUCCAGCAGAUCAACGAACAUCCUUACCGAAAGGACUCGGGCUCAGCGCUGAGCGAUCGGGGAUCCAGGGUCCCCGACUCAGGAAUCCCUAGGGACUCAGACCAGCUCUCCUGCCUAUCCGGGGAGACGGACAUCAUGGCUGGUGCUGAGGUAGCAGAGUCCAGCCACACAUUUGAGGGGGGAGGUGGAGGCCCAGGCUCAGUAUAUGUCCAAGAUCAUGCGUUACCCCAGGCACUUCCGUGGAGAGACACGAGCCAGGGGGUGCAGGCUGAUGGCAGGAGCGAGUUCCUGUCAGAGGAUCAGGAGGCCAGAGGCACCCCCUUGUCACCUCCCCUCACACGUGAUCACGAGGUCAGGGGCAGCGACGUGUGGAGCUGCUUGCUCCGGUGGGAACCCGCCUUCCAGCCUCUCGCUUCGGUGUUUAAUGACCUUGCAAGACUGAAGGAUGAAAGUGCACCUGUGCCUGGCGUUCUGAGAGAGAAGAAGUCCUCCGUGGGUCUACCGCCUCUGAUCACAGCCGUAGCACAACCUGGCAUUAAAGCAGUUCCACCCAGAAUGCCGGCCGUGGCCGCAGCCCAGGCCCUGCCAGCGUAUCCCCGCUCCCCCGCGCUCUACCAUGGCAGCCGUCUGCCAGAAGCCAUGGCCCCCAGCUUUACCCCGUCUCUUUCACUUCUAACCCUCCAGGCUUCUGCCACAGUGCCAGAAUUAUUAGGAACACACCGAAGUGGUACAUGCCUUGAACUGGAAGCAGGAGAUGAAGUUCAAAUCUAAACCAAUAUGGUGCCAACUCGCUGCUCAACAACAUGUUCUCAAAUAAGCCCUGGGGGACUGGGCUCAUUCCUGACAUCUACACCGGAGUUUUAAGACCUCUUCAGUGAAGUUCCUCUGAUUUCUUCUAGCCUUAGUAUGAAGUUAUUUCUUCUGUGAGCCGUUUAUGGUUUGUUCUCAGGACUUACGCAACUUGGAUUUGUAGUUAGUGUCUAUCUAUUCUGCCCUGCCUGGCUUUGGGGAUGGUUAGAUUUCCAAAUGCAUUCCUGUGAAUAUUACUGACUGCCAAGACCAAUGCUAUGGAAACGAAGUACAG
Perognathus longimembris pacificus (Pacific pocket mouse) is the source of this 10318-nucleotide messenger RNA. It is a transcript of the gene Dchs2, whose product is annotated as dachsous cadherin-related 2. Lineage: Eukaryota; Metazoa; Chordata; Mammalia; Rodentia; Heteromyidae. Gene Ontology annotation, cellular component: cell-cell junction; plasma membrane. Gene Ontology annotation, biological process: homophilic cell-cell adhesion. Gene Ontology annotation, molecular function: calcium ion binding. The record is from RefSeq and is a predicted model, not a curated record.